Rhodamnia argentea is the source of this 2751-nucleotide messenger RNA. RefSeq names its product disease resistance protein RUN1-like. The record is from RefSeq and is a predicted model, not a curated record. Gene Ontology annotation, biological process: signal transduction; defense response. The transcript has 5 exons. Gene Ontology annotation, molecular function: protein binding; ADP binding. Lineage: Eukaryota; Viridiplantae; Streptophyta; Magnoliopsida; Myrtales; Myrtaceae. The coding region runs from base 1 to 2751 and encodes 916 amino acids.
AUGGCUUCUUCUUCUUCUCCUUCUUCAAAUCUGAAAAAGUAUUACCAUGUGUUCCUGAGCUUCAGAGGCCCCGAUGUCCGUGACAGCUUUCUCAGUCAUUUCUAUGCCGGUCUCGAUCAAAGAGGAAUACACACUUUUGUGGACAGUGAGGAGCUCAGGAAAGGAGAACAAAUAUCCCCGGCACUUAUGAAAGUGAUCGAGGAAUCGCGCAUUGCGGUCAUCGUUUUCACCAAGAACUACGCUUCCUCGCCAUGGUGCUUGGAAGAGUUAGCCAAAAUUAUGGAGUGCAAGGAGCAAAGAGAUCUUAAGGUCUUUCCCCUGUUUUAUAAAGUGGAACCCAGAGAAGUGAGAACACCAAGAAAGAGUUAUAGAAAAGCCAUGGCUACGCAUGAGUCCAAGUCUGGCAAGGAUUCGGGGAAAGUGAAGAGAUGGAAGAAGGCUCUCCUCGAUGCAGGUAGCUUGUCUGGGUGGGAAUUCCAUAAGGGAAAUGAAGCGGAGCUCAUACAACGCAUCGUAAAGGAACUAUCAAUUCAUCUACAGCGUGCACCCUUACAUGUCGCUAAGUAUCCGGUCGGAAUAGAUUCCCGAGUUCGGGAAGUGAUAUCAUUGUCAGAAAAAGAGACGGGUGAUGAUGAUGUUCGCAUGGUAGGUCUAUGGGGACCUGGAGGCAUAGGGAAGACCACAAUUGCUAAAGCCCUAUAUAAUUAUAUUGAGAAAGAUUUUCAGGGUACCUGUUUUUUGGAGCAAGUAAGAGAAACUUCGAACAAAAGCAAUGGUCUAGUUUCUUUGCAACAAACACUUCAUCACGAGAUAUUUCCUCAUGGAAACUUAACGGUAUAUAGUGUGGACGGAGGAAUUCCUUUGAUACGGGAAAGACUUUGUUGCAAGAAGGUUCUUCUGGUUCUUGAUGAUGUAGACCGGUUGGAUCAACUGAGUGCGUUAGCUGGAGAAGGCCAUUGGUUUGGCCAAGGAAGUAGAAUUGUUGUUACAUCAAGAGACAAACAUUUGCUGACUUCUCAUGGCAUAAAUUGUGUUUAUGAAGUUAAAACUUUAUAUGAUGAUGAAGAACAGGACCUUUUUGGUCGGUUUGCCUUCAAAAAUAGCAAGAAAGUUGAGAUAAGAAGGGAUCUCAUAGAUAGAGCAGUGCAUUACGCGAAAGGCCUUCCGUUAGCCCUCGAAGUGUUCGGCUCAUUCUUAUGUGGAAGACAGGAACCUGCAUGGGAAAGUGCACUGCGCGAGUUCGCCAAAAGUCCCCACCAGGACAUCAAUGGAGUUCUCAAGAUAAGUGUCGAUGGAUUGGACGACAAUGCAAAGGAGAUUUUCCUCGAUAUUGCUUGCUUCUUUAAGGGGAAAAGAAUAGAAUACAUCAAGGAAGUCCUUGACAGCUGCGGUUUUGAAUCAACUAUACGAAUAGAAAUUCUCAUCGAGCGCUCCUUGAUAAAAAAUGAGAAUGGGUACCUGCAAAUGCAUGAUUUAAUUCGGUUGAUGGGUAAGGAUAUUGUUAUUCAGGAAUGCCGCAGUGAUCCUAGGAAGCGCAGUAGAUUAUGGCUUUUCGAAGAUGUUUCGGACAUUCUAAGAGAUGAAACGGAAACAAAUGAAGUAAAGGCCAUAGUAUUGGACUCGCCCGAUCCGGAAGAGAUAAUUAUUAGCCCUCUUGCUUUUACGAACAUGAAAAGGUUGAGAAUGCUCAUUUUGCUUGAAGUUCCUAUCUCUUCACAUGACCCUAUACAUCUCCCUUACGAGCUAAGAUGCCUUGAAUGGCACAAUGCCCCGGAUCUGGAUUUUGGCUCUUGUCCAAAACUUGUUAGACUUGAUUUGCGGAAAAAUCGUUUCAAACAAGUUGGAUGCAAAAUUAUGAAGUUUAAAAAGUUGACGUCCAUAAAUUUCGGGGGAUGUAAGUCCCUGGCUAGUGUUCCGGACCUAUCAUCGGUUCCAAAUCUGCAGAGCUUGAAUCUUGAUGGGUGCAAAAGCUUGGUGGAGGUUCACCAAUCUGUCGGGUAUCUUCACAAGUUAAAAUUUUUGUCGCUAAAGAGUUGCUCUAAUCUUAGAAUCCUUCCAAACAAACUCGAGACAAAAUCUCUUCAAACCUUUAGUCUCAAGGAUUGCUCUAAACUUGAGGAGUUCCCCGAUUUUCUUGGAAAGAUGGAACAUCUAGAAGGACUUUAUCCGCAAUCGACGGCUAUUAGAGAACUCCCGACAUCAAUUGAAAAUCUUGUCUCUAUGAAGUGCAUGCUUUUAUGCGAAUGUAAAAACCUUGAGAGGCUUCCGUCGAGUAUUUAUAAGUUGCACAAGCUCGAGCGUCUAAGUCUUAUGUGCUGCUCGAAUUUCGUCAUGUUCCCAAAGAACUUGGAGGAUUCAACCGACCCCGAUGGCCAUUUAGGAUUUCCAAAUCUAGAGACGCUAGACCUCGGUGGCUGCAAUCUAUCAGAGGUAGACUUCCUUGAGAGCUCUUCCAGUUUUCCCAAAUUGCGGUCCCUAUGUCUUUCACAAAACAAGCAACUACAAGAGAUUCCUCGGCUUCCAUCAAAUAUGCGUAUCCUAAGAGCAAAUGGUUGCAAAUCCCAACAAAAGCUCCCGGAUAUGUCGAGACUCUCGUCCGACUACCUUGAUUUCGACCCGUCGAGACUCUCGUCCGACUACCUUGAUUUCGACCUGUCUUCAUGUGGUGAAUUAUUCCGCAAGGGGCUCAAGAUGGCUGAUGUAUCAUUACUCGAGAGUGCGUUAAUCCAAAAUGAUGUGGAUUCUUGUUGA